AUGUUGCUCAAAGUGUUGAUCUUGUUGCUGGCAUUCAGCUUAACAAAGUCGGAUAAUGGGCGCAUUGUUGGAGGCGCGGAUGUGUCGAUUGAGCAAGCGCCUUGGCAGGUGUCCGUGCAAAAGUAUUACGCCCAUCAUUGCGGUGGUGUCAUCUACACUAAAUACUUGAUUAUAACUGCAGCACAUUGUGUGGAGAACACCCAAGCUCAUGUGCUAAAGGUACGCGCUGGCUCCGAGCUGCAUAACCGAGGCGGCCAAUUGGUGGCAGUGCUGCGCAUUUUGUCGCAUUCUGAAGCUGACGUGGCACUGCUGCUGCUCCAUGCGCCACUGCGUCGAUCCGAGCGCGUGCAAACUAUUUCGCUGGCAAAGCAGACUCCGCCGCCGGCUGCUCCAGUGCAGGCGUAUGGCUGGGGACAAACUGAGCGUGAGUACAGCUCCAUGAGACUGCAGCGCGUCGCUUUGCAAAUUGUGAGCCAUAAGGAUUGUGAGCUUGCCUACCAGCAAACCCAAAUUACCGAGACAAUGCUUUGUGCAGCAGCAGCUGGCAAGGAUGCCUGCCAAGGUGAUUCGGGUGGCCCAUUGGUUAGCGCUGGCAAACUGGUGGGCAUUGUGUCCUUUGGCUACAAAUGUUCACAUCCCUAUUAUCCUGGCGUCUAUGUGGAUGUAGCUAAGCUGCGCAGCUGGUUUCAGCAGGUGGACUAUACAGUAAGCCAGGACUCAUCCGAGCCUUUUGAGUCCGAUGGCGAUUAA
Messenger RNA from Drosophila busckii, 750 nucleotides. Its product is annotated as trypsin alpha. NCBI's taxonomy places the organism in Eukaryota, Metazoa, Arthropoda, Insecta, Diptera, Drosophilidae. Gene Ontology annotation, biological process: proteolysis. Bases 1 to 750 code for a protein of 249 amino acids. Gene Ontology annotation, molecular function: serine-type endopeptidase activity. The record is from RefSeq and is a predicted model, not a curated record. The transcript has a single exon.